Messenger RNA from Maniola jurtina (meadow brown), 1951 nucleotides. Its product is annotated as juvenile hormone esterase-like. Lineage: Eukaryota; Metazoa; Arthropoda; Insecta; Lepidoptera; Nymphalidae. The transcript has 3 exons. Bases 195 to 1826 code for a protein of 543 amino acids. The record is from RefSeq and is a predicted model, not a curated record.
AAGGUAGACUACCAGUUUUACGAGUUAGCGUAAAUACCUUCUAUACCCACAUAAUUAUUUAAUUGUCAUAUUACGAGGUAGGUACCUAAUAGUAAUGAGGCCCUGCGGUUUAAUAGUAUUUUUAGUUGUUUAAACCAUUUCGUGAUACGGCUUUGCCUACUUUACCAUCAAACAACCAUUAUCAUUUUUCAGUAAUGGAUAGCGGACGUGUGGUUUUCGUUUUUGCAAUAUUUAUACAAUGCUUGAGUUUUACACAGUCGUUUUAUGGUUGGACAAGUGAAAUUACACUAGCACAAGGAAAAUUAAGGGGUAAAGUCGAUUGGAGCAAUGGAUAUAAAGCUUAUUUGGGGAUACCUUAUGCAUCAGUUACAAAGAGGUUCCAGGAAGCUGGCUCUGCACCAGCAUGGAAUGGAACCAUGUUUGCAUUCAAUGGAUCUAUCAAAUGCAGUCAAUACUUUGAAGCAUUAAAAACUCCGAUAGGACAAGAAGAUUGUCUUGUUGCUAACAUCUUUACGCCAAUGAAAGAAUUUAGUUAUUUAUUGCCGGUAAUGGUGUUCAUUCAUGGUGGUGGACACGACUUCGGAAGUAAUACUGAUCUUAUUUUCAACCCAAAGUACUUUGUACAAAAGGAUGUAAUUGUAGUCACCAUUAAUUAUCGGUUAGGUGCUUUUGGUUUUCUUUGUUUACCUGGAACAGAGGCAACUGGUAAUAUAGGUCUGAAAGACCCGAUAGCAGCAUUACAAUGGAUUAAAAACAAUAUCCAAGCCUUCGGUGGCAAUCCAAACACAAUAACAAUAUUUGGUGAAAGUGCUGGAGCAGCAUCGGUCCACUACCUAAUAACUUCUGGAAAAUAUGAAGGGUUGUUUGAUAAAGCCAUUUUGCAAAGUGGUUCAAUAUUAAUGCCAAAUAAGUUUGACCCUAAUCCGAUCAAAGCUGCAUCGAUCGUCGCAUCUAAAAUGGGAUAUAAGACAGAAGAUCCAAAAGAACUGCUUAAAAUAUUCCAAAAUGCCUCCGCUACUGAUAUAAUCGAAGCAUCACGCGUAGAGGGGAAAAAUCAACCCUUAAAAUUAUAUAUAUUCAGGCCUUGUGAAGAAAAUCCAGAAAUUGAAAACAAAUCGCUCAUUACAGCAACCCCACGAGAAUUAAUUGAAUCAUCAAUAUUAGAUCCUAACUUGGAUAUCAUACUAGGAUAUAAUGAUAAAGAAGGAAUAAAACAGGCAGGCCAAUAUGAUUCUAAUGGACUUAAAGAUUUGAACUCUACGUUGUCUGACAUAAUACCUGAAAACCUUAUAUUCAGAGAUGAAUCGCAAAAAGAAGAGCUUACGCAAGACAUCCGCAAUUUUUACUUUCAAAAAGGCGUCGAUUACGAUUCUUUGAUCGACUUUUUUUCAGAUACUGUUAUGAUUUACCCUUCAAUUAUUACAACAAACUCUUUCCUGUCUUCUAAUAUAACUGUAUACAAUUAUUAUUUUAAAUAUGAUUCACUUAGAAAUUUAUAUAAAUUUGUUUCUGGACUGCCACUGAAACCUGGAGCAACUCACGCAGACGAAUUGUUUUACAUGUUUGAUCCCAUAAUUUUUAAUUUUGUACCAGUAUUACCACCUAUGGAAAACGAUCUUAGAAUGAUUAAUACGCUAACAACACUAUGGACUAACUUUGCUAAGACAAGGAGACCAUCAUCCUUCACGACUCCGGAGUGGAUCCAAAGUAAGAAAGACAACCUAAGGUUCCUGCAACUUGAUACAGAAUUCAAAAUGAUACCAGUACCUAACAAAGAACGAUUUCAGUUUUGGGAUCGAGUCUACAAAAAAUACUCAUGGUUUUAAAGAAAUAAGAAACGAUUUAACUAUUUACCUACCCUACGUAGUUAGAUAAGACACUGCCACAGAAGCGCCACAACACAAUAUUAUUUUUCAUUGAGGAAACAGCUGAAUAAAUAAUAUCCAUAUUA